Molecule: messenger RNA, 1458 nt
Organism: Apus apus (common swift)
Lineage: Eukaryota; Metazoa; Chordata; Aves; Apodiformes; Apodidae
Gene: PLA2G10
Product: phospholipase A2 group X
Exons: 4
Coding region: 585-1067 (160 amino acids)
Biological process (GO): arachidonate secretion; lipid catabolic process; phospholipid metabolic process
Molecular function (GO): phospholipid binding; calcium ion binding
Source: RefSeq, a predicted model, not a curated record
GAUUGAGCUACAAAUACCAAUAAACAGUUUAGGAGUGAGUUGUUCUUUGGUCUUCCAAGAAAAGUAGCAAUUGGGAGAUUAAUUUUGGCAAAUUCGGGCUACAGGUACAGAGUGUGUGUUCAGCACUGGUUAUAACUAACCACUGGAAUAAUUUAUAACACAGUUCACUGCCAUCUUGACUCUUCAGAUCUAGAUGAAAUUAUCUAGGAAGUGCUGCUGUAAAUCAAAAAGAAAUUACACCUAUCAGAGCAGUAAAGUCCUGGAGGAGCGGAACGGGGGCUCCUUCAUCAGAGACAAGCAGACAGCUUGACUGCAGGGUUCCCUCUGGGUCUGCACGGCGCUUCGCUGCCGAGUGACAGGUCCCAGCUCUCCCCAACUCUUCCAGCGACAGCUCCUCCCUUCUGGCCAGAUGGACAACCAGCGUGGUCUUCAGCUAGGGCUUCGGGCGACCUGCUCGGGGCAGAAAGCAGCCUUUUAUAGCCGGCACGCAGCUGCCCUGGCUCACACCUACGCUCCGCUCCCGGCGCGAGGCACUUCCAUCCCUGCCGGCCCCGGGACCCGCAGACCAGCCCGCCGCGCUGCCCAUGGGACCCCUUCGCCCGCCGCUGCCCCUGCGGCCGACCCUGCUGCUGCUGCUGCUGCUGGCCGUUUAUAAAGACACUCUUGGGGAAGCUCAUUUUAGAAAUCGAAGAGGAAUUCUUGAAUUAGCUGGAGCAAUUAGAUGCACCACAGGACGAUCUCCCUUUGCCUACCUACGUUACGGAUGCUACUGUGGUCUGGGAGGAAGAGGAUGGCCCAAGGACAGAGUAGACUGGUGCUGCUUUAACCAUGACUGCUGCUAUGAGAAGGCAGAACAAGCAGGUUGUCACCCUAAGACAGAAAGGUACCACUGGGAGUGUGAAGACAAUGCUGCAGUGUGUGACUCACUAGAAGACCAAUGUCAAAAAAUGGCAUGUGAAUGUGAUCGUGAAGCUGCCAUAUGUUUUUCUAAAGCUCCCUAUCAUACAAAAUACCUUUUGUGGCCAGACUUCAUGUGUGGUGAGAUUCAGCCUUUAUGUAGGUAUUAGAUGUCAGACUUUAUGAGAACUCUGUAUGUAUUGAAAUCUAAAAUGCCUUUUUUUUGGUCACAGUAAUGAAAACUAAUUAUUUUCCCCCUUCUUGAUCCUCCUUCCUGCCACAUCAGCCUCUCUACCCUAAAAUGGCCAAAGUAAACAUUUGACCUCUCACUUACUUUCUACAGUGCACAGACCAAAAGCAAAUUCAUUAGUUCUGUGUAAGCUUUUAUAGAUUAAAUAGGAAUUUAUCACCUUAAGGAGUAAAUGACUUAAAAUUGAUUUUAUUUAUAUUCAGAUUCACAGAUUUUUCAGAUUUGUAAUAUUCACUGUAAAUGUUAAUCCCCCCUCCACUGGACAUAAGAUACAAAUCACUUUUCCACUAGCAUUUACAAUUGUUAACUUU